Xylaria bambusicola is the source of this 1882-nucleotide messenger RNA. Its product is annotated as NGP1NT domain-containing protein. Gene Ontology annotation, molecular function: GTP binding. The record is from RefSeq and is a predicted model, not a curated record. The transcript is spliced from 6 exons. NCBI's taxonomy places the organism in Eukaryota, Fungi, Ascomycota, Sordariomycetes, Xylariales, Xylariaceae. Gene Ontology annotation, cellular component: nucleolus. The coding region runs from base 94 to 1854 and encodes 586 amino acids.
AGCAGGAUAAAACUUCGUAGCCAAAAGCUCCCAGACUCCCCCGUCUUCCUCCGACCUUGCUUCAAGCCAGUCGCCCGCCAAAACUCUGCAGUCAUGGGUACUGGAAAGAAGGAGCGGACCCGCAUUGCCCGGGAGGGCAAGUCGGGCGAUAGCAUGCAGAAUGUCAAGAUAAAAGGAGAAAACUUCUAUCGCGAUGCGAAGAAGAUCCGCGCUUUGAACAUUCGCAAGGACCAUGGCCCGCGCAGAAAUGCCGAGGGCACAAUUGUGCAGGCUGCCAAAUACCAGUCCAGAGACGCGCCGGUCGCCCGCAUAGAGCCGAAUCGAAAAUGGUUUACCAACACCAGAGUAAUCUCACAGGAUAGCUUAACGAGUUUUCGCGAGGCCAUGGCUGAAAAAGCCUCCGAUCCGUACUCUGUUCUGCUGAAAUCAAACAAACUUCCCAUGUCCCUUCUCGAGACUGGCUCCGAGGUCCCGGGGCUCAAACAACAUCAGGCGAAAAUGGCGAUUGAAACAUCCUCAUAUGCCGACACAUUCGGUCCCAAAUCUCAACGGAAGAGGGUGAAGCUUGGGGUUUCCUCCAUAGAGGAUUUGGCCGAGAACACAGAAAAUAGCAUGGAUGCCUAUAAAGAACGUCUUGAGCAAGCUAGGCUGCUGAGCGGGGCCGGUGAAGGCAGUCAAGACGGUCAAGAUGCUGAUGGUGACCCGCUAUCACUCGCCAUAGAGCCGGUUUUCUCGAAAGGAACAUCGAAAAGAAUCUGGAACGAACUUUACAAAGUUUUAGAUUCAUCUGAUGUCGUUCUUCAUCUUCUAGAUGCUCGCAAUCCUGAGGGUACGAGAUGUCGAGCUGUGGAACAGUACCUUAAAAAGGAAGCACCGCACAAGCAUUUAGUUUUCAUAUUAAAUAAGGUCGAUUUAAUACCCACAUCGGUAGCAGCUGCGUGGGUCAAGCACCUUAGUAAGGAGGUCCCAACACUUGCCUUCCAUGCUUCCGUUACGAACAGUUUCGGCAAGGGCCAGCUUAUUUCACUACUGCGCCAAUUUUCCUCGUUACAUAAGGAUAGGAAACAAAUCAGUGUCGGGUUGAUAGGGUACCCUAACGUGGGAAAAUCGAGCCUAAUCAAUACUUUGAGCGGGAAAAAGGUUGCUACCGUGGCACCAAUACCAGGCGAAACGAAAGUGUGGCAGUUCGUCACGUUGAUGAAACGCAUAUACUUGAUUGAUUGCCCUGGAAUUGUGCCGCCCAAUCCCAACGACAAACCUGAGGAUAUAUUACUUCGAGGAGUAGUCAGAAUCGAGAAAGUUGAGAACCCAGAGCAGUACAUUCUUCCGAUGUUGAAGAAAGUUAAGCCUCACCACUUGCAGAAGACAUACGAGAUAGGUACUUGGAAAAACUAUCAAGAGUUUCUUGAGAUCCUGGGUCGAAAGAAUGGAAGGCUAUUAAAGGGCGGCGAAAUCGACAUGGACGGUGUGGCAAAGACUGUCCUAACAGAUUUCUUGAGGGGCAGAAUUCCUUGGUUCACGCCAGCGCCAAAGGCAGACGAAAGUGGUGAGAGUGCCGUCAUUGAGGGCCGUGAGGGUCGACUAGGUGAAAUGCCUAAGAAGCGUAAGCGAGACGAUGAGGACGCUGCAUCGGUGUCGAAACCUCUUGAUAACCCGACAACUACGAAUGAUAUAGUAAAGGAUGACGAGGAUGAAGAUGAUGAGUUCGAAGGCUUCAGCGAGGGCGACCAGUCAGAUGAUGCAGCUGAGGACGAUGUUGAGGAAGCGGCAGGUGAAGCAGAGGAUGAUAUGAUACCCCUUGGAGAGUUGAGCGACUCAGACGAUAGUUCCAGCGACGGUGAAGAGCACGGUUGAAAUGCCAAAUUUGUAGGUGAUGGAUAGA